AUGUCUCUGUCAAAGUUGACCAACACUCUUUUGCUAACAAGUACCUUCUUGUCCAGUCUCGGACAGGCAGCUUGGCCCAAGCGUGGCCUCGCAUCCAACGACGACAUCAACAUCUCCCAGUUCGGCGGCAGCUACCAGGGACAGCCAUCCCAGGUCAACUGGCAGUACAACUGGGACAGCACGACGUCAAACAAGCAGUCGUACGCCGAGUAUAUCCCCAUGCUCUGGGGUACAUCGAGCGACCACACCAACCAAUGGUCCAACAACGUGAACUACUGGCUCUCCAAGGGCUCGGGCCAUAUCCUUGGCUUCAACGAGCCCGAACGUUCGGACCAGGCCCAUCUUUCUACCCAAGAUGCCGCCAAUGCUUUCAGGCAGUACCUGACACCCUUCAAGGGACGCGCCUCCAUCGGCGCUCCAGCUGUGUCCAAUGAUGGGUACGGCUGGAUCACAGACUUCAUGGGCAAAUGUCAAGAUUGUGGCAUUGACUUUAUCCCUAUCCACUGGUACAACGACUACACCCAGUUCAAUGACUUCAAGAACUGGGUCACUUCCAUCUGCAAUCUAGGAAAGACCGUCUGGAUUACUGAGUUCGAGGCAUAUGGUUCCAUCGAUCAGCAGAGUGCUUUCCUCAAGCAGGCUAUCCCUUGGCUGGACAACAACAGCUGUGUCUACCGCUAUGCCUACUUCGGUGCCGCGGACCCUUCCAAGUCCCUGCUCAUGUACGACGGUCCGACACUCUCCCCCAUGGGAAUCCAGUACACAUACACUCCCUACGGAGGCACCCCAUGUGGAGGUGUCACCUGCUGAGCUGUUAAGUAGUUCUUGAGUACCUAUUUUGGAAUACUGUCAGUAUGAUGUUUAAUAUAACCCAAUAUAAGUCAAUACUAUCUUGUUAGUGUUCGUGCCCGGUGUUCCUGUGAACAGUGCGGGAUGGGGCGCUUCCAUCGCCCAACGUUCGUGAGAAGCAAGCCCGCUUAGCACGCCAAGAUGAGUUAUUGAAAAGUACUUUUGCUUGAGUGGAAAAAUUGCGUGAGGAGACUUAGUUUCUUAUUGCCAAGGCAAGUCGCCAUCCGCUUCAAGCUGCAAGUAGCCUGGGUUGCGUUAUGAACUAGAUGUGGUGUCUUGCAGCAUUUUACUUAGUCACAUUGCUUGCUUUUACUGACUAAACCAAGCAUCAUUGCACUCGAAGAGGGAAUUGUCAACGCAAAUCUCAGGUGGUAUACAUAUACCUUAUAAAUCGAUUGAAUU
This is a messenger RNA of Truncatella angustata, 1251 nucleotides long. RefSeq names its product glycosyl hydrolase catalytic core-domain-containing protein. Gene Ontology annotation, cellular component: fungal-type cell wall. The coding region runs from base 1 to 810 and encodes 269 amino acids. The record is from RefSeq and is a predicted model, not a curated record. The transcript has 2 exons. Lineage: Eukaryota; Fungi; Ascomycota; Sordariomycetes; Amphisphaeriales; Sporocadaceae. Gene Ontology annotation, biological process: fungal-type cell wall polysaccharide metabolic process.